UACCACAAGAGGGCGCUCCACAGCUGCGAUUGAGUGGAUGAACUUGGCACAUUUUUCUGGGAAUUUUUAGUCCCAAAAUAUCAAAGUUAAACCAUGAGUAUGAGAAGUGGAGAAAAGGAAAAGGAAGGAGGGCCGUCAAUGGAUCCUGUUCAUUCGGCCAAUCAGUGGGAAUCAGCUGACUUCGGAGACAAUGCCCAAAAAGAGAAGUUCCUUCGGCUUAUGGGUGGAAUGAAGAAGCAGCACACAGGACGCUUUGUGAUUGGAGAGACAAACAAAGAUGCCCAUUCAAGAACAGAUGGCGAAAUGAAGAAGAUGGAAGAAAACCUAGAACACCAGUACAAAGUUGGACUGGAGAAGAAGCUGACCGGUCAGAGUCGGCGACACAUCGGGCUGGGAUUCUCUGAGCCAGAGGAGAAAGAAGAAAAGAAAUCGGAUGGGACACACACCCGAUUUGACGACGAAGACGAGGUGUCGAAGGAUUCCGAGAUAUUUGACAGGGAGCUGGAGGAUGGUACAAAGGAUGGAGGGGAUGGCAAGAGACCGGGCGAGAGGGACGCGGAGAGUGAGAAAGAGAGAAGAGACAAGAGACAGAAACGAGAAGAGAAGAGGAGAGAAGGAGAACGUGAGAGGCGAGGAUCCAGGGAGCGGGAUCCAGAGCAGGGCGCAUCCAGGCGCGAGGAGCGAGACAGGAGCCACCGCGGCAGUCGAGACGACGACAGGAAACACAGAGAUCGUGACGACCGCCAGAGGAAGGUGGAAAGAGAUGAUGGGGCCAGACAUGACAGCAAGACGUCAUCGUCAAAGUCAGGAGACUCCAGUGGGAAUGGGGAUAAGAAACACAGGCACUCGGAGGAGAGAGGAGACGAGACUGAACAGAAGAGGAAGAAGCACAAGAAGCGGGAAGAUGACAGUGGUUCUGAAUAGAAAGGCAUCAGUCCUUAGUAUUUCUGUCGGAGUUGGGGUUUUUUUUUGGCGUCUCGGUAGCUGACACUGCCACCUUAUACUACUUGGAAAUUAUACCAUCAGCUGCGAUCUAAGUUUGGUGCAUGGACCAAUCAAGGCACACCCUCACUCCUAUCACGGAGGCCACCUUCAACUGAGAAGCUUUGUGCAAGCUAUUGCGCAAAGCAACUGCCCCUGAUGAAUUACUUUAACAAUAACUGGCACACUUCCUUUA
Messenger RNA from Patiria miniata (bat star), 1177 nucleotides. RefSeq names its product small acidic protein-like. The transcript has 4 exons. The record is from RefSeq and is a predicted model, not a curated record. NCBI's taxonomy places the organism in Eukaryota, Metazoa, Echinodermata, Asteroidea, Valvatida, Asterinidae. The coding region runs from base 94 to 924 and encodes 276 amino acids.